AUGUCUACAUACUUGACUUUUACUCUUCGAGCUUUGCUGAGCACAGAGAUCUACAAGCCUGGCAAUUCAGCAGUUCUAGACAAAGAAGAAAAUGACAAACUUUCGUUGAUGGCCAUCAAGGCGGAACUUUGGAUGUUUUACAAGUAUAGACGUGCCACAGACAAGGAGUGGAGCAAGAAGGGUUCUGAGGUGUGGAACCUGACUCUCACAAUGCUGGCCGAGAAAGCGCUGAAGUGCAAAGCAGCGGAGACACACGGUUUACUUCGUUUUGUGGUCAUGACGCUUGAAAAAUACAAGGAAGUGCUUCAGGGCAGUGAGAAGUCGCAAAUGUUUGAUCUUCUUCGUCGGGCAGGGUGUGCAGCUGAAGCAUUCGAUCAGACCAUGAACGAGCACAGCAGGGUGUUUCCAGAGGAUGCUUGCGAUGCUUUGCAUUCUCACUACCAUCGCUUCAUACAGCUUUGCUCAAGGGCUGGU
Messenger RNA from Symbiodinium sp. CCMP2456, 474 nucleotides. The record is from the annotation of a GenBank genome assembly. NCBI's taxonomy places the organism in Eukaryota, Dinophyceae, Suessiales, Symbiodiniaceae.